Fonsecaea nubica is the source of this 4836-nucleotide messenger RNA. RefSeq lists its product as hypothetical. The transcript is spliced from 2 exons. Bases 1 to 4836 code for a protein of 1611 amino acids. Gene Ontology annotation, molecular function: protein binding. The record is from RefSeq and is a predicted model, not a curated record. Lineage: Eukaryota; Fungi; Ascomycota; Eurotiomycetes; Chaetothyriales; Herpotrichiellaceae.
AUGUGGGCAAGAUGGAAGAUCAAAGAAUUUACUGCCAGCCUUAUACUGCCAGAGGGCAGAUCCCCCGUAGAGAUUCCCUCGGUUCCAAGCUCAAUCGACUACGACGAGGUAGUUGAUGAGAGAGGCCCUCUUGGCCUUAGCUUGCUCUAUACGCCCUCCGAGCCUCUUAUCGACUUGAUCUUCGUUCAUGGCUUGGGAGGUGGCUCAAGAAAGACCUGGAGCCUUGAACCCUCGACUGCGCAGAAUUAUUGGCCAAAGGAGUGGCUUUCAAAGGAUCCCGCCUUCAAAAAUGUCCGCAUCCACAGCUUUGGGUACAACUCGGACUACGUCAAGCACAGGGAUGGCUGUUGGACCAUACACAGUUUCGCGCAAUCCCUACUAGCAGACUUGAGGACCUCUCCUUAUAUCGGACAGGCAGAUACUCAACUGAUCAUGACCGGGCACAGCAUGGGAGGCUUGGUGAUAAAGCGAGCGUAUAUGUUGGCGAAACAUGACAAGUCUCUCAAUUUCCUGACAUCCAGGUUCCGGGCGAUGUAUUUUCUUGCAACACCGCAUCAAGGCUCUGACUGGGCAAAAAUCCUGGAUCGGAUGUUGAACGCUCUCUCCAUAUCGCCUACUUUUGUGGAGGAAUUGAAGAAAGCUUCCGGAACACUCCAGGCUAUCAACGAAGAGUUCCGCCACUACAUUGAUGGAAUUCAGCUGUUUUCAUUUUAUGAGAUGCAACCAAUGAAAUACCUUCGGUCAAGGGUAGUUGAACCAGAGUCUGCAGUCCUCAAUUUGCCAGGGGAAAUCCAAACCCCAAUGGCCGCCGACCACCGAUCGAUCUGCAAAUUCAAAUCAAAAACGGAAGGCAACUAUACAAAGCUUCGUAAUUCACUUGCCAUGACGGUUGCAAGCAUAUUAGCUGAGUUGGCGAAAAGAAACAAGGCGCGACAGAAGCACGAACUAGACGAUCUCAACCAGCACUUGCGCAUACCUCACCAACCCGAAGAUGAUCUCGAGCUUGCCCAAGGCUCCCAACUGCCUGGAACUUGCGAAUGGAUUGCACAGAAAGAGAGCUACUUAGCGUGGAGAGACCUUACCGCAAACACACCACCCAUUCUCUGGAUCAGUGGGAAACCCGCCACGGGCAAGUCUGUUCUUGCGGGCUAUAUCAUCACGCAACUUCAACAGCAAAAGUCAAACAGCAGCUACUAUUUCUUCAGACAUGGUGAGAACUCGAAGACUCGGCUCAUCAACUGCCUUAAGUCACUAGCCUUCCAAAUGGCCUGUAACAAUGAGCACACUCGGCGCAUUUUGAGCGAUUUGUACAAGGAAAAUACCUAUAUUGACGGUGAGAAUGAACGCACUCUUUGGCGCAAAAUAUUUGUCUCGACAAUAUUCAGAAGCCAGAAUGAACCUCACUACUGGAUCAUCGACGGCUUAGAUGAGUGUGAAGCUCCUGAGGUUUUCAUCGAAGCCCUCCUUAGCCAGCUCGAUUCCGCCACAAAGUUGAGAGUUCUUGUCACAGCCCGGGAUAUGCCGAAGAUCAAGGCUGCAUUUCUGAGCCUUGGUUCGCACAGAUUUUGUGAAUUACCAAUUUCGACGCCUGAUACUCUUCAGGAUAUUCAACUCGUCAUUGAGGCAAAGUCACAUUCUCUAAUGGUCAAGAAUGAUGAAUUUCGGGCUGCGCUACUUGGGAGGGUGCUCGAAAAAUCCCAAGGCUCCUUUCUAUGGACCCUCCUGGUUUUAGAAGAGCUUGCAAAUACCUACGGUGAAGCGGAGCUCAAUAAGGUGCUUGACGACGUCCCUCGAGACAUGAACUCAUUAUACCGACGAGUGCUGGACUCAAUGGAAUUGACGACUGCAGGAAGUGGAAAGAGAGUGGCCCAAGCCAUCCUCACCUGGGUGGCUUGUGCUAUGAGACCACUAAGCACGAAAGAGCUUACUGAUGCGCUGAAAUUGGACCUUGGGGACAAGUAUGAUGCACUCGAAGAAAUUAUCCCGAAAUUGUGUGGCCAACUCGUUGCUAUCGAUAAGUUCAACAAUGUCCAGAUUAUACACGAGACAGUCCGAGAAUAUCUCACCAAGGAUGGAUUACAGUCAGACUUUGCCGUGAGCAAGCCUCAGGCGCAUAAAAGGAUCGCUGUGACAUGCUUGAGCUACCUCACAAGUGACAGAAUGAGACCUUCCAGGACUCGGAGGCGAACGUCACGCCGACGGUCAGGUACUACCAUCAAGGACUCGAACAUCCAAUUCUCGACGUAUGCCUGCGCAGCCUUCGCACACCACCUUGCCAGUGCUGACUGCGAAUCACUUGAUGUUCCUGUUCUUGUUUCCAGAUUUUUGGAAGCCAAUGUCCUUUCGUGGAUUGAUAGCAUCGCCCAGACAAGGAUUCUGACUCCAAUUAUACGAGCAGCGAAAGAUCUCCGGGUUUAUGCUAAAAAUUGUAACGCAGCCCGUUUCUCAAAGGAAAUACAAAUCAUCAAAGGAGCUACAACCGAUCUUGCCCGCGUCGUCGCCAAGUUUUCUGACGCUCUUAUCGCUAAUCCAGACUCUAUCUACACCCAUAUCCCCUCUUUUUGCCCCCGUAACUCGACAUUGUAUAAAGCAUGUCAGAGAUGUCGAACAGCAACACUGUCAAUUAGUGGGAUGUCUUACGAUCAAUGGGACGACCGAUUGACGUCUAUAGAGCUCCAAGGCGAUGAGUUCACAAGCCUCGCUUACGGAGACGAACUUUUUGCUGUUGGGACAACCUCAGGACUCGUCAAACUCUACCAUGCAACGUCAUGUGAGGAACAGAGAGCGCUGGAUCAUGGAGAAGCUGUUCGGCUAUUACAUUUCAAGCCUAAGUCUGACAUCCUCGUAUCUUGUGGCUUGAAGAAUGUGACGGUGUGGAAUAGCCGCACGGGCGAUGCAUUACAUAGAUUGUCCGCUCCCUUUCGACCUAUCGCUCUCGAAUUUGACAAAGAUGUACUUUUGGUGGCGUCGAGGAGAAAUUACCUGACCUCCUGGGAUUUGAACAACAAUGCCUUACCACAAGAAGACCGACCUUGGAGUCAUUCGGAUGAGGAAACGCAGCAACCUUCCCCCCUUCAACCAUGUGCUAUUUCCUUCUCUAUCGGACAUCAAAAAAUGGCCGUGGCAUAUAUUGGCCAGCCCAUCACAAUCUGGGACCUUCAAUACGACGAAUACUAUGGCAGCUGUGGGCGAAUUCUUGCCAAUGGUGAGGUCAGUAAGCAUCUAGUGACAUCGCUCUCCUUCAACCCCAAUCCUGUCACUCGACUUCUUGCUGUCUCGUACCUUGACGGUCAACUUGCCCUCCUUGAUCCUUUCGAAGAGCAGGAAAUGGAGUGCUUUCGAGCUAACUGCCGUGCGUUGACUUCGAGCCCGAACGGACGUCUCCUGGGAGGUGUGGCUGCAUGUGAGACCAUCAAUUUAUAUGAGUUUCAUACAUUGAGGCUGUUGUACAGGAUCAAAUCAUCCGAGCAGGGCAUCAAACAGAUUAUUUUCAGCCGAGACAACUUCCAUUUCGCAGACGUCCGCCGGUCACAAUGCAAUAUUUGGGAGCCUACGAUACUGCUGCGUGACACAGUUGCAGAAAAUCCGAGCGAGAUUACUUCAACGUCGGUAAUCGAAGCAACUACAUCGGAUGAUAAAGUCAGAAUCAGUACCAUGGCCCUUCAUAGUCAGGGCCAGGUAGUCAUUUGCGGCAAGGAUGAUGGUUCUGUCUGUCUGUAUGAUGCUCGAACAGGCGCCUUUCUGCAACAGAUUCACAAACACAAAUCUCCAAUCCGCACUCUCACUUGGCAGACUCGUGAUAAUAUUACCACGAGUGUGGAUGCAUCAAACAAAGUGCUGGCUUCCACUCUGAUGAGGGACCAUAAAGGAGGAUGGAUCUCAAACGAGCUUCCCCUUCAACUUCGCCUGGAUUGUGGCCAUGCUAUCGUUCAAGUCCUGAGGUCCGAGACAACCAGUAACCUCAUCCUUUCGACGCGGGAGUCGGAUUAUCUCUGGGACAGCAACGGGAAGCAGAUUGCAGCACGGUCAUGUCUAACGAAGUCAGGCAUUCGACUAUGGAUACAGCACCCUCAAUCCCAACGCCAUGCAAUAUGUAUCGAAGGGGAGGAUGCGCGCAUAUUCUGUUGGUGUCACCUGUCGGAAGUUUCACGUCUUCAGCUAGGAGUGGAUACCACAAACGUACAGUUGAAGAGCGUCCGAGGAUACGAUUCAAGCCAACGACGCUGGAUGCUUCUGGAAUUAUCGGAGCUCAAUGGGUCCGCCAGAACCCGCUCCAUUUACGUCUUUGACGCAACACCAUUCAACCUUGAAGAUGGCACGUGUCUAGGCGAUAGAUUGGAAAGAGAGAAAGCUGGAAUCCACGGCCUCGUCGACAUGGAAGUCCCAGCAGUUUUAACAAGUGAGGGUGAAAGCUCCUUAGGCGAGCCUUCUGUCGGGGAACCAAUGCUACAGACCUACCAACAACACGUUUUAAAGCCUCUCAUUGGCCCUCAAAUCCUGGCCUUGACUCCCCACGUCUUCCAUGUCAUCCAUCUCACCGACACGGGCAAACUUAUCUUCCUAGACACCAACUCCUGGGUCAGCUCCAUUGAUCUCGACCAUUUAGACAGAUCUGUCGUAGCGACGGCGGCAGCAGUUUCGACUCCACGGCCACCUUCACCGCCGAUCCAGUACUCCAGACACUUCUUCGUGCCUCAUGAUUGGUUCUCGGGAACUCGAGACAUAGUCUGUGCGACUACGGCACGAGAUGUACUCUUUGCACGAAACGGUGAAGUUGCCGUUAUCAAAAAUGGCUUGGACUAUGAGGAGGAGGUUGCGGUUGGAGUGCCCUCUUGA